AUGCGACGUUCGCUCUCGCCGACAUUGGCCAAGUUGGCCGAGCAGGAGGUGAACGAGACGCCCGACAGGAUUCAGCAGGACAUCAUCAUUCUGCGCGUGUGGAUUCGCCAGCAGCCGCAUCUGCGCGCCCGCACGGAUGUGGACUUCCUGAUCGCCUUCCUCAGACGCUGCCGUUACAGCCUGGAGGAGACCAAGCGCCGGAUCGAUCGCUACUUCACCCACUACAACCUAUUUCCGGAGAUCAUGAAUAACCGCUGUGUGACGCAAAGACUUCUGGACAUCAAUCGCAUGGGAGUUUGCCUCUAUCCGGAUAUGCCAAAGGGCGAUAGCCGUAGUGCCAUGUUCAUAGCCCGUUUUGGCCACUUCGAUCCCAAUCUGUACAUGCUGCGAGAGAUCUAUCACUUUUCCUCGAUGGCCAUGGAGGUGAUUGCGCUGGAGAAUGACUAUGCCUCCCUGGCGGGAAUCUGCGAAAUCAUUGAUCUCGAGGGCGUCAACUCGGAUAAGAUGCGCCGCUUUGAUAGGGUCCUAUUUCGCAAGUGGUGGAACUGGCUCUACAACUGCAGUCCCCUAAAAGUGAAGGAGAUGUACAUCAUAAAUAUGCCCAAGGAUAUUCAGGGUACCGUCAUGUUUUUGUACAAUGUUCUAAGCAUGCAAGUCAACUAUCCGAUACGCGUUCUGAAGAACAGCGAAGAGCUUAUCGAGCACAUUGGCAAGGAAUCGCUGCCGGAGGAGUAUGGCGGUACCAAUGGCCAUUUGGGUGAAUGUGUGGCCUACAUGGAGGACCUGUUGAAUAGCUAUCGUGGUUAUUUCGAGCAGGACUGCAACUACGGGACCAUUGAGGAGCUCCGACACGGCGAAAUAGCCACGUAUGAGGCGGAAUUUGGAGCCAGUGGCUCCUUCCGUCGCCUCAACUGGGAUUGA
Messenger RNA from Drosophila mauritiana, 921 nucleotides. Its product is annotated as alpha-tocopherol transfer protein-like. The coding region runs from base 1 to 921 and encodes 306 amino acids. Gene Ontology annotation, molecular function: phosphatidylinositol bisphosphate binding. The transcript is spliced from 3 exons. Lineage: Eukaryota; Metazoa; Arthropoda; Insecta; Diptera; Drosophilidae. The record is from RefSeq and is a predicted model, not a curated record. Gene Ontology annotation, cellular component: membrane.